Messenger RNA from Fusarium venenatum, 1893 nucleotides. Its product is annotated as P-loop containing nucleoside triphosphate hydrolase protein. Lineage: Eukaryota; Fungi; Ascomycota; Sordariomycetes; Hypocreales; Nectriaceae. The record is from RefSeq and is a predicted model, not a curated record. Gene Ontology annotation, cellular component: nucleus. Gene Ontology annotation, molecular function: RNA helicase activity; ATP binding; RNA binding.
AUGUCGGACCCCUGGGGAACUGGCGACAUGUCCAAUGCGCUUCCUGCCACUCAGGAGGCUGACGCUCUCCCCAUCACUGAGCAGAACACCCAGGCCCAAAAUGGCGAUGCCCAGCCCGAGCCUCCCAAGGGCUACGAUGCUUCGCGUGGUCGCUGGACUGAGCCCCAGGCAUUCGACUACCCGGCUUUGGCCGCUGGUAAUGAUACCCAGGCUUGGGGCUGCAACGCCCGCGCCUACGCCUGGCAGGACGAGUAUGGCGAUGUCGGCCCCCCAUGCCCCGAACUUGAACUCGAGCUUUUCGGCGAGCCUGACACUCGUCACGAACGAACGGGGCUUGAUUUCUCUCGAAUCGACAGUAUCGAGGUCCAGCAAGAGGGGCCAAGCAAAAUCGACCCCAUUGACAGCUUCGCGAAAGGUGGCAUUCAUCCCGCGAUGUUGGAGAACAUCAAGCUCUGCGGGUAUGACAACCCCACUCCCAUCCAGAAGUUCACCAUCCCAUCGAUCCUCACUGGCCAUGACGUUAUCGGAAUCGCUCAGACAGGAUCUGGCAAGACAGCCGCUUACCUGAUCCCCAUUCUGAGCAAGCUCAUGGGCAAGGCUAAGAAGCUGGCUGCCUUUCGCCCAAACCCUCUCACUUACCGUCCUGGUGUUGACGACGUGACCGCCGAGCCUCUCGUGUUGAUCGUCGUUCCUACUCGAGAGCUUGCUCUUCAGAUCUUCAACGAAGCACGAAAGCUCUGCUAUCGCACCAUGCUACGACCCGGUGUCGUAUAUGGCGGUGUGCCUAUCUCCGAGCAGAUUGCUUUGCUUAACAUGGGCUGUGACAUUCUUGUCGGAACCCCUGGACGUCUUAUUGAUUUCAUCCAGCGGCCCCGACACCUGACCCUCCGCCGUCUGCGCCAUAUCGUGAUUGACGAAGCCGAUGAACUGUUGAACGAUGAUUGGGCCGAAGAGCUCAAUCCCAUCCUUUCUGGUGGUGAGCAGGAUGAGGGAAACGUCAAGUUCAGCUUGUUUUCGGCUACCUUCCCGAAGGCUGCCCGUGAUCUUGCCAAGAACUACCUGGCUGCUUCUCAUGUCCGCUUCCGCGUUGGUCGUGCUGGAAGCACUACUGCCAACAUCAAGCAGAUUGUUCUGCAGGCGGAGUCUCACGAGAAGCGAGAGCUUUUGGUCGGCUUGCUUGAGGAAAUGCAUGGUAUUCGCACCAUCAUUUUCGUGAACAGCCGUCAGGCCGCCGACAACCUCGAUGAUUUCCUUUUCAACAUGCAUCUUCCGGUCACUUCCAUGCACAGCGACCGUACCCAGCAGGAGCGCGAAGCCGCUAUGCGUUCUUUCCGAUCGGGUAACGCACCCAUCCUCAUUGCCACUGGAGUCACUGCGCGUGGCAUCGACGUCCAGAACGUCAUGCAUGUCAUCAACUAUGACCUGCCUUCUCUUGAGUAUGGCGGUAUCGAGGAAUACACUCACCGCAUCGGUCGAACUGGUCGUAUCGGACAUCGAGGCGUAGCUACGUCCUUCUUUUCCGAGCGAGAUGAACCCAUUGGCAGCGUCCUCACUCGCACCUUGCUGGAGACUGACCAGGAAAUUCCCGAGUUCUUGCAGCAGUACGUCCCUGAAGGCGAAGCCCGCGCCAACCUCAAGUUCGAGGCUGAUUCGGAUUUCGAUCCGAACGACUAUGCUGGUGCUGGCGAUGCUGGCGGCGAUGCCUGGGGAGGCGGUGAUGGCGAUGGCGAUGGCGAUGGCGCUGAUGUCGGUGCGGGUGGUGCCUGGGGAGGAGGUGGUGGCGACAACGGCAAUGCUGGUGGUGAUGCUUGGGGCCCUCCUGACGACAAACCUCAGGCCGGCGGCUGGAAUGACUCUGCUGCCCCUGCCCCCGUUGUCGCCGAUGCUUGGUAA